GCUCAACUCAAUGCGCAGUGCGACAGUGUCGGCGCAUGCAUGCUUUAUAUCGCGUGUCAGGUUGAGGUUAUGUUUUUGUAAACUUUCGAUUUUACAUUCAACAUUUGCAAUUAGUUUUCGUUAUUUUUACUGGAUGUUACAGUGUGUUCAAUAAGAACAAACAACAAAGAUGUCAUCCUGGAAGAAAGCAGCCAAGUCAACGCAAAAGACCCACAGAGAACGUCACCAGUUAGAAUCUCGUAAACAUCUAGGUCUGCUGGAAAAGAAAAAAGAUUAUGUUUUAAGAGCACGGGAUUACAAUGAGAAACAAGCCACCUUGAAGCUAUUAAGAAAAAGAGCUCUGAAUAAGAAUCCAGAUGAAUUUUAUUUUCACAUGAUAAAUUCACAAGUGGAAAAUGGUGUGCAUCGUGAAAAGGAAAAAGAUGAGGACUAUUCAGAGGAUCAAAUCAAACUUAUGGAGACACAAGAUUUGAAAUAUGUGGCUCAUAAAAGAAAUCUGGAAACAAAGAAAGUUGAAAAACUUCACAGUAAUUUGCACAUGAUAGAUGCAGCAAAUGAGAUUCCAAAUAAGCACAUUUUCUUUGUGGACGAUGGAGAAGAAGCUAAAGAUUUUGAUAUAGCUGAAAAGCUCAACACACAUCCAGCUCUUGUAGGAAGAAGGACGAAUAGGCCAAAGCUAGAUAGCUUACAGAAGAUGAAGUUGCCGGAUUUCGAUGAAAAGACUCUUGAGAAAAUGGAACAGCGGAAACACAUGGCUUACACAGAAUUGAGUAAACGCGUGGAUCGUGAACAUGAACUCACUGUUGUGCAGCAGGUGCUGGAAAUUAAGAGGGCUUUGAAGGAUAAAAAAGUGACAAAACCUAAAAAAGUGAAAUCUGGUUCAAGAGAUGGUGCACCCAUUUACAAGUGGAAGUAUGAGAGGAAAAGAUAAUGAUAAUAAAGUUAGGCAAAUUAAGACUUUAAUUUAUAUAAAUAAAUUUUUUAUUGUAAAACUCAUCAGUUUUGUAAAUACACUGUUCUCUCAUAUAAAAAAAUCUUAUUCUUAGUAA
Molecule: messenger RNA, 1049 nt
Organism: Nasonia vitripennis (jewel wasp)
Lineage: Eukaryota; Metazoa; Arthropoda; Insecta; Hymenoptera; Pteromalidae
Product: probable U3 small nucleolar RNA-associated protein 11
Exons: 2
Coding region: 170-931 (253 amino acids)
Biological process (GO): rRNA processing
Cellular component (GO): small-subunit processome; nucleolus
Source: RefSeq, a predicted model, not a curated record